Molecule: messenger RNA, 1593 nt
Organism: Drosophila novamexicana
Lineage: Eukaryota; Metazoa; Arthropoda; Insecta; Diptera; Drosophilidae
Exons: 5
Coding region: 506-1375 (289 amino acids)
Source: RefSeq, a predicted model, not a curated record
UUAUUUUAGUCAAUCGCCCCGAAGACAAAACGUCGCGUGUUAUUAUUAUUAUUACUAUCAUUAUUAUUGUUUUUAUAAAUUUUAAGUACUUUUAUUCAAAGAUCAACUGAUCAAUUGUUAAACCAUUAUAAUUGUUGAGUGCUCAUCAUGGAGGUCCAACUCAAUUAUUUUAGUACCACAUAAAAAUAAUAUGCACAUAAAGUGAUUAGAGCCAUAAAUCAGAGAGAACUGGGUCAGAGUUCAGCAAAUAGAACGCUGUCUAGACUGAGGGGAAUCAGAACUCCGUUUGGCUAAUGCCUCGUCGCCUGUGGAAACACGUUUGUCAUAUUGAUUUUGAAUUGAUAGCAGGUGCACAGAUUGGUAUUGGGGCAGGUGCGUGCCAUGCGUGCCAUGCCCUCUGCCGUCAGUCGGGGCACGUUACCCGGCUUCCAGUCAGCCAUCGACAGGGCCAUCAAUUUGGCAGUUCGCGGCCCCAAGUUCAGUCUGGCAGCGACGGCGACCCAGGAUGCGUGCACGACAGCCAAACGGCCAGGAACGGGAGCAGCUGCGUCGUCAGCGCUCCGAGACGCGCCUAAUCUUGGCACGCUGCCGGGCAAGAGGCUUUGAAUAUGUGGUAAAUCCGCCUGUGGUGCCUAAGGUGGCCUUUGGCACGACCAUGGAUCGCGAGGUGAUGCCGGUCAGUGGACCCUUCCUGAACAGCUUCAUGAGAUCCAAUCUGCCGGAGGGACGCGAACAGCCCAGUCCAAUUGAUUACGACUGUUCCAAGCCUAUUGGCUUUAAGUAUCCCUCCAAUGCUGGCUUCUCUGCUCUGGCCAACAAGAUGCCCCGUCUGCCCAUCGAACCGGAGAAGAUUGUUCCACCCAUGGGCGCCUAUGAGGCAACACCUUGGAUACUCCGCGCUGGCUACACCUUUGACAAGUAUAUGGUGCCGGAGCCCAAAUGGGUAACUCCCGGUGCCUCCACCUACUCGACCCACAACAAAUAUCCAUAUUGGAAAAUGGAAACCGCCUUUGGCACCCGUCGCAUUAUCUGGCCCGCGGUGGCCGUCUUCUGCGGCCCCAACAAUGUGGCCCAGUGCCUGGUCUGUCAUGAGCGUCCCAAAGGCGAUUAUUUCCAUUGCUUUGCCACCGACAAGGAUAUGUGCCGCAAGUGCAUGCGCGAGGAGAUGUCCACCAUCAAGCACUGCAGCGUGAGUGUCGUGGAGCGCUAUCGCAAGCGCCAGCAUAUAAAACAGUUUGUACCCGCCCGCUAUUGUGGUUUCUUUCACGAUCACAACGGGACCACUGCCGCCACCGAGUCCAUCUCACGCAAGGAGCUGCGUGCCAAGAUCCGUGUCGAGAAUUAUUUGUAUCGCUUUGCCAGCAAAGUGGAAUGAGGCGCUACGAAUAUCAGAAGGUUUCUCCAGUUUCCAGACAAAUAGUAGCAGAAAAGUAAACCAAAAAUAUGUUUCAAAAUUUUUAAUAAUUAUAUAGUAUAUUGAUAUUACAGCAAUGGGACAUUUGCCGUUUUGUGUAUCCCAGAUAAAUUGUAAAUGAUUUAAAAAAUGCAUAAAAAUUAUUAUGUAAAGUUAUGUAAAAAUGCAAGUGUUAACGA